Messenger RNA from Arachis duranensis, 1194 nucleotides. RefSeq names its product exopolygalacturonase. The record is from RefSeq and is a predicted model, not a curated record. Gene Ontology annotation, biological process: carbohydrate metabolic process. The coding region runs from base 2 to 1192 and encodes 396 amino acids. The transcript is spliced from 4 exons. Lineage: Eukaryota; Viridiplantae; Streptophyta; Magnoliopsida; Fabales; Fabaceae. Gene Ontology annotation, molecular function: polygalacturonase activity.
UAUGAUAAGAUGGAUGCUUCUCAUAUUAUUCUCACUUAUUUUUAUUGCAGAAGCACGUCUAGAAAGCAAGGUUUUCAAUGUUAAAAGCUAUGGAGCAGUUGCUAAUGGCAACACUGAUAAUAGUGUGGCAUUUUUGAAAGCAUGGAAUGAUGCAUGCAAUUGGAAUGGAAAGGCACAAGUUUUUAUUCCAAAAGGAACAUAUAUGCUGAAUUCAAUUGUGUUCAAAGGGCCAUGCAAGGCUUUUAGGAUGGGUUUCGUGAUCAAAGGGAUUUUGAAGGCACCACCAUAUCCAUCUUUAUUCAACACUGAUAAAUGGAUAGGUUUUUUAUAUGUUAACAAACUCACAUUGAGUGGUGGUGGCACAUUGGAUGGUCAAGGAGCUUCUUCAUGGCCUCACAAUAAUUGCAACAAGGAUCCACAUUGCCCAACUCUUCCUAUAACAGUGAGGUUUGACUUCAUCAACAAUGGUAAAAUCCAUGACUUGAAAUCAAUUAACCCUAAAGGUGGACACUUUAUGAUAUUUGGAAGUGAAAAUGUGAAAUUGGAAAGGCUAAAGAUAUCAGCACCUGGGGAUAGCCCUAACACUGAUGGCAUCAAAAUUGGUGAAUCCAAUAAUAUAAACAUCACAAGUGCUACUAUAGCCACUGGUGAUGAUUGCAUUGCUAUGAUUUCUGGUGCUAAGAACAUUACCAUCUUUGGUGUUCAUUGUGGCCCUGGCCAUGGAAUUAGUGUUGGAAGCCUUGGAAAAAAUGAUGGAGAAAAAGAUGUUCAAAACAUUGUUGUGAAGAAUUGCACAUUUAGUGGUACUAGUAAUGGCCUUAGAAUCAAAACUUGGGCUGCUUCCUUGAGUAAACCUCUUAGGGCUUCUAAUUUUCUCUUUCAAGACAUUUUCAUGGAUAAAGUUUUUAGUCCUAUUAUCAUUGAUCAAGCUUAUUGUCCAAGUCAUGGUUGUAGCAAUCAGGUGGCUUCAAGUGUUCAAAUCAGUGAUGUGACAUACAAGAACAUUAAAGGAAGUGGAAGUUCUGAGAUUGGAGUAGAAUUGAAUUGCAGCAAAAGGAAGCCAUGCCAGAACAUAACAAGGGUGGACAUAAAUUUGCGGCCUUAUGGUGGCAAAGGACAACUCAAGUCUUUGUCUUCUUUUGUCAAUGGUGCUUGUUAUGGCCAACAGAUUCCUCCAUCUUGUGUUGGUUAAAA